AUGGGUGCGUUUGAAAUGCGAUUAUUCGAGGCUGCAAUUUUGCUUUUUUGUUGUGUCUUUCAACAUGGGCAAGCAGCUGAUCACACAGUCUUUGGAUUAUGUGAUGUUGGCGAUGUGAUCUCGGCUAGAAAUGGUUCUCUGGUCGUCAGCAAAGGCAGAGAUUGCACAAGGGUUAUUCUAGCCCCCCGCGGUUGGCGAAUAAAGUUUACACUUCAUGAAAUAGAUAUGUUCGACGCGGUUGCUUUCAUACACGAUGGUGGGACAGUGACUGGUACUCUAAAAUAUGAGCAAGGUAUCCGGGUAUUGCUCGCGGGAAGUAAACCCAUCGUGUUUUACAGUUCAAGCAAUGCACUUCUGGUGCAUACCGAUAGAAUUUCGUCAAAUGGCAACAAGUUUAACGCUACAUUUGAAGUGUUGCCUCACCCCUUGGAUAAAUGUGCUUGCCUGCCUACAGUUAGUGCUCGAACUGUGUGUUCAUUCCCACCGUAUGAUGACACUGGUAGGUUCUACCAAGAUGAAGAUGAGUUAAAGAAAACAUGCAAAACAUCUUGUGACGCAGGACACGAAAUUGUCGAAAAAUAUACAUCUUCUAUUGGAGUGAUUGACACAACCUCAACCUGUAGUUUACAUUUGGACAUGCCAAAUUCGGUUUGGGUUACACUUCCACCUGAUAAGGCAGCUCGUUUGUUCAAUUAUCCCAAUCUAAUUUCAUGUACUAAAGUCAAACCUGUUACUCGAGUUGUAUCUGUAUAUACAUUUACAUAUGCUAACAUAUCGUGUGCUAAACUCAAUAUAUCUGUGAUUGAAAAUGGCGUAUAUAAUUUUCUUGUGAGCAAUAGGAGCACCUCAUAUGUUGGCGAGUGUUAUAAAGACACAUUGGGUAACUGUACAGUCCGACCAGUUCUUUCAACAUGUUACAUGCCAAGUAACCGAAAUAUCUAUGUUGUUAAGAUCCAAAUACAAGACAAUAUCCAAAUGGCUGAAAAUGAGACAAUGACACGAAAACUAUUUGACACUCUAUAUGGGAAUGUUUCAGCUAAUCUUAAGAACAGAGUUCAGUGGUAUGUCACAAAUGAUUUACUUGCUAACAAUGCCACAGCAAUUAAGUUUAAUCCUCUUGGAUCUGACCCAGUAAUACCAUAUACAAGCUGUCCAGCUAAUUAUGCGACUACUGGACAAGGUAACAAUCCAGGCAAUUUUCUACAGAAUUGUAUUUCUUGUCCAUUACACACAUAUAAACAUUUUUUUGCAAUCCUCUAUCAGUCUCAAUGUCAACAGUGCUCUUCGAAGAAACGACGUCUACCCAAUGAGUCCAUGUGUGUUAACGGCACAAAAGUGUAUCCCAAACCUUCAAACGUAAACUGCCUACACUCCUGUGCCCUUGGGAAAUUCUUUAAUAAUGACUCUGGUAUUUGUGAUUGGUGUGAUUACGGUUACUUCCAAAAUUCGACAACUGCUUUCAACCCAGUUUGCCAUCGCUGUCCAGCCGGCAACACAACAGCCUUCGUCGGAGCAGGAAAUGAAAAUGAUUGCAUGCAUCAAUGUCGUAAAGGACAGUUCACAAAGUUUCCUUCUUGUUUUGAUUGUGGUAUUGGGUAUUUCAUGCCUUACGAGGGAAACCGAUUUCCCAAAUGCUACAAGUGUCCACCCGGGAAUACAACGUUAACGGCAAAUGGAACUGGCUGUGUAGAUCAGUGUAUUCUAGGGGAAUAUUUCAAUAUUACCCAAGGUAUGUGUGUGUUAUGUCCUAAUAACACAUACCAAAAUGAAACUACACCUAGUAACAUGCGAAGUUGCAAAAUGUGUCCGACUAACAGAGUUACGUUAUCGACAGGAGCUAUAUCUGUAGAUGCAUGUCUUGGUCCUUGUUCAGCAGGCCAAUAUCUCAAUGCUACAUCCCGAAGUUGUAAAUUGUGUCCUGUAAACACUUAUGAAGAUGAACAUCGAACAAGUUUUAUGUGUAAAAAAUGUCCACAACAUAAAAUCACACAAAACAAAGGUUCGACCAAAAUUUCUCAAUGUAUUUAUCCUUGUAACGAAGGAGAAUUUUUCAACCUCACAAGCGAAGCAUGUGAAAUGUGUCCCAACAAUACCUAUCAAAACAACAUUGGACAAGGUUCAUGCAAGCCUUGUACUGGAAAAAUGUUUACAUUAAAACCUGGUUCAAAAGGAUGUAUUGCCCCUUGCAACCGUGGGGAAUUUCUCAACAAGUCUGCUGAGGCGUGCGAGAAUUGUCCAGUUGGAUAUUUCCAAAAUGAGACCAAUUAUCUAUUGCCCAUGUGCUUGGCUUGUCCACUGGAUUAUUACACGGAUAAACUGGGUAGCCAUGUUUGCACAGCAUGUCCAGAACAAGGGAUAACCAUUGUAACAGCUGCAACAGUUAUGUCUGCAUGCAUUGAGUGUGGACGUGGUUAUUAUCUGAAUAAAACCCUUCGAAGCUGUGAAAAAUGUUCAAAAGGGUUUUACCAAGACCAACAAGAAUAUAGAAAUGAGUCGUGUAUUAAGUGUGCAAGUGCUAACCUGACGACACUUAGAUCUGGUGCAAAAUCCGCAGAAGAAUGUGUUGGUUAUUGUGCGUCAUUGCCCUGUCUUAAUGGAGGCAAGUGUACAAACCUUGACAAUGAUUUCAACUGUACUUGUCUGGAACAUCUCGGAGGAAAACAGUGCCAGGCUAUCCUUGAUUACAAUAAUGCAGACAGGAUGGAAAUUUCAGUCAGAUUCAUCAACUUAGUGUGGAAUAACAACCUCAGUAACCCUGAUACCAGAGACUUUAUGGAACUAGCGAAUCGGAUUGAGAAUGCCGUACGAGGUGAUUUAAAAAACGACACAACAUUCCGUACCGUCAAAGUGGAGAAAUUCAUUCGAGGAAGUGUGAUCAGUAAUCUGACAUUUAAUUACGUUGCUGGCACAGUUUUUAAUAACUCGUUAGACACCUUAACGAGAGCUGCUGCCGAUGGCAAAAUUGGUGACUUAACGGUGAAUUCAUCCUCAUUUAAAAUUGUUAAUUAUACCUGCGGGACACCCCUUGGAAUGGAGAAUGGUCGUAUUCCUGACGGUGGAAUUACUUCUGCAAAUGAAGCUAAUUACCAUCCGUUUUCAAAUGCUCGUUUGAAUCAUAACGGUCCUGGGUGGACUCCACAGGUGAAUCGUAUUGAAGACGCAUUUCUACAAAUAGAUUUUCAGGAGGUUGUUAUGUUAACAGGCAUUGCAACGCAAGGGUCAUCAUACCAAGGUGGUAACUGGUUAGAGUCUUACCAAUUCAACUAUAGUGUUGACGGCAGCACAUGGCUGGAGUAUAAAGAAGAAACAAACCAACCUAAGGUCAGUUUAGGGCAGACUUUUCCAUGUAUUGUUGUGAAGCUGUUGAAUGUUUUGUACUCAUUAACCCAAGUGCCAGGCCCAGGGCUGCAUAAAAUAUUUUAUUUUCUGGGACCACAAAGCCAACAAAAAUAUUUUCUGCAUGCAAACACUGUGAAUCUUUGUUUAAAUUUGAUCAUCACUAAACAAGGUUCAGUGUAUUCUAUGCACCAUUUCAUUAGAUUUGAAACCAAAAUAGACGUAUUUUACCCAGCUAGCAGUGGUUUCUAGCUGAGCUGCUAGGAGAAACUACUGCGAGCAAACGAAUGAUCGUUUCAUUGUAGCCGCCGUCCAGAUUCAUGGACGAAUACAUUAAAUGAGAAACCAGUAAAACAAGUUUGACAAGUUUUUGUUAUUGUGUGCAUGGGUAACUGCUUGGCACUGCUAGUAAAAUGCGAGCCAGUUGUACUAAAACAACAUGAUCACGCUCUAAAUAUAGUAACAAUGCACUACCUUUUACAAAAUAUUAUAACUUUACAAAAUAUUGAAUAAAAUGUUUGAAAUUAUACAUUAAGAUGACUUGAAAACCGCCUAUACAGUUCGACAGAGUAACUAUAAAUUCACACACUACAACAAAAAAUGAACACCUUUUACAGAAAUAGUAGUGCCGUCGUGACAAUCUUUCAUCAGUUGAAAUUUGUAGCGGUUGAGGUCGCGACGAUCAAAAAUUGCAAUAUUGUCAAAAUCAACAAUAAUUGGAAACCUUAUUAUAUUAUUAUAUUAUUUGGAAACUUUGGAAAUUGGAAUUUAUCGAAAACCUUAACACAAAUAAAGUUUGCAGACCGAAUUUAAAAAAUUGAUAUUGAUCAGAUAAAUACAAAAAUUGAAAAAGAUAUAACAGAAAUUCAAAUGCACAAUUUGUAGCGGUGAGGCACCGCGAUUUCAAAAUCUUUUAGAAGUAAAUUGUGAACUGCAUGUAGAAUAAAAAGUCAGACAGACAACAAAGAAAACAGUACUAUGCAGUGCUGUUACAGUUACAUUUUAUUUGUAACUAGUUACAGUUACAGUUACAGUUACGUUGCCAGAAAUGUAACUAGUUACCGCUACAAGUUACAGAAGGCAAAUUGUAACUAGUUACAGUUACAAAGUUACAAUAUAUUUUUUGUUAAACUUACAAGUUACAAGUUACAUUUUAUAUUGAUUAAAAUUAUAAUUUAGACUGACUGA
Messenger RNA from Paramuricea clavata, 4524 nucleotides. The record is from the annotation of a GenBank genome assembly. NCBI's taxonomy places the organism in Eukaryota, Metazoa, Cnidaria, Anthozoa, Malacalcyonacea, Plexauridae.